AUGCAAACGUUACGCGAUAAAGUAUAUGUACCAAUUUACGCUGCUAAAAGUAGAGGUGCACCAACAGUUAAAAUAACCAUAAUCGGUGCUGGGCCGAUCGGUAUGGCAACUGCAUUUAGUCUCCUUAAUAAAGGUAUUCCAACAGAACUGGUUAUUGUAGACUUAAAUAUUGAGCAUGUUGAAGCUGAAAUCAGUGACUUGCAAAAUGCUAGGCAGUUCCUUCCAAACGUUUCCAUUUAUGGGGGUUCAAGUAAAAAUUAA
Molecule: messenger RNA, 261 nt
Organism: Trichobilharzia szidati
Lineage: Eukaryota; Metazoa; Platyhelminthes; Trematoda; Strigeidida; Schistosomatidae
Source: the annotation of a GenBank genome assembly